GGCAGCCGAAGUUUUUGGCUGCCCAUAGUGCGUCCCGGCUCACGCCAUCGAACAGGCGCGGUCACAGGGACGGUGCACGAUGGGCGGCGUCUUCAGCAGCAAAGCCAACACGGCUGCCCAACACUCGGGCAGCAAGCGCCCCCGCGACGACGCGCCCGCGCCGCAGAAGCUGCAAUCGUUGAGGGCCGAGAAGCGGGCCGAGCGCGGUGCUGUGCUGCUCACGCCCUGGGGCCAGGCGCUGACGAAGGCCGCGGACGCGCUGCGCCGGUGGCACCGCGACGACGACGGCGCCGACCCGUUCGCCCCGCCGCCAAAGGUGGCCCGCCCGACGAAGGAACGUGUUCUCAAGCUGCUGACGGGGGCGACGCGCGAACGCCUCGGCGCGCUGACCGUCUCGCAGCUCAAGGAGCUCUGCCGCUGCGUGGGCACCAGGAACUCGGUGCCGAAGGCCCAGCUGAUCGAGAACUUGCUCGACCCGGCCGCGCACCAGAAGCGGAUUGCUCCACCGAAGUACGGCGACGUCGACAACCACGCGCCGACGGAGAAACGCGACGGCGUGAUGUCGCCGGGCCGAUCGCUCCCCACGGGCUGGGAGUCGCGUGUCGAGUCGAAAACGGGCCGGGAGUUCUUCGUCGACCACAACGCGAAGCGCACGACGUGGAGCAACCCGUUGGAGGACCCUACGAAGGUGUCAAGGAAGGUCUAUAGAGCUCGAUAAGGUCCUGGCGCCCCUCGACGCGGUCGCCGCGGCCGCGAGUAAUUAGAUCAUGAUCGAAUUCAGAUUAAGAUAC
Pelagomonas calceolata is the source of this 791-nucleotide messenger RNA. The record is from the annotation of a GenBank genome assembly. Lineage: Eukaryota; Pelagophyceae; Pelagomonadales; Pelagomonadaceae.